AUGGCCGUCUGCUGCACGACACCUGACGUCCAGCAGCAGGCCGUGCUGGCGCGCGCCUCUGCCGCCCUGCGCUGCCUCGCCCUGCCGGAGGAGGCGCGCCGGCUGGUCGCUCGCCUCUACGCACACCCGCACCCGCGGCACGGCUGGGAGGUAACGGAUUUGGCAACAGAGCUGCGCAGUGCGCCAACGCCGAGCCAGCUGCGCUUCAUGCGGCGCGCGUGCGCCGUGAUGGACGCGAACGCGUUCGAGGUGAGCGCGGGCGUGCGCGGCCUGUACCCGCUGUCGGCCAUGAUGAACAACGAGUGCUCACCCAACACGACGCACGGCUUCGACGAGAGCCACGCCAUGGUGGUGCGCGCAGCUGUCGAUAUUCCGGAGGGCCGCGAGCUCACCAACUCGUACACGCCGCUGCUGUGGGGCACGCCGGCCCGACAGAGGCACCUGCAGCUCACGAAGCACUUCCUCUGUCGCUGCGAGCGCUGCACGGACCCCCAGGAGUUCGGGUCGCUGCUGUCUGCGCUGCGCUGCGGGCGCGGCGGCUGCCCAGGCGCCGUGGUCAGCGAGGACCCGCUGGACGCGUCGUCCCCGUGGCGCUGCGGCACCUGCGGCCGACAGUUGGGUGCGGCCAAGGCGCGCGCCACGUUGGCAGCCCUGGGGGCCGUGCUGGCCAGGGUGGACACGGGCAGCCCCGAGGCGGUGGCCGCGCGCCUCCGCUGCCCAGCGCUGGCCCAGCUGCUGCACCCCUCCAACCAGGUCGCCGUCGAGCUCAAGAGCUGCCUCGUCUGGCACUACGGACACUCCGCCGGCUACACCUGGCGAGAGCUAUCGGAUGACCAGCUGAGUUGGAAGGAGGCGGCGUGCGGUGAACUUCUGGCGCUGUUACGGCAGCUUCGCGCUGGUCGCACUAGGCUAACAGGUCUGCUGAUGCUGGAGCUGAGCUGCACCCUGGAAGAGAAGUUGAGGAGACAACAGCGGGAGGCUGAUGCCGCAUUACACGCCCAGAUGGACAGCUACCUGCGGGACGCGGCCUCUGUUUUCGCCGGUGACGUCACAGCGCCGCCCGAGCUGUGGCGCUGCGUAGCGGCCGUCGGCAGGAAGCUGUGUGCCAAUGAGUGGAGCAGCUGCCCGUUAGAGGCGCCACCAGACGGCCAGGCAGCCGUGAUGUCCAACUGCUGCACCUAGCCACAACGCCGGUGUUGCUCACGAAAGCAGCUGCGACAGGCUACUGCGUAUUAACUGAUCGAAAAAAAAAAAAAAAAAAAAAAAAAAUCUUGCAAAGCUCUAACUGUUUAGGA
Messenger RNA from Schistocerca piceifrons (Central American locust), 1295 nucleotides. Its product is annotated as SET domain-containing protein SmydA-8-like. Bases 1 to 1182 code for a protein of 393 amino acids. The transcript is spliced from 8 exons. The record is from RefSeq and is a predicted model, not a curated record. NCBI's taxonomy places the organism in Eukaryota, Metazoa, Arthropoda, Insecta, Orthoptera, Acrididae. Gene Ontology annotation, molecular function: protein binding.